Messenger RNA from Dissoconium aciculare CBS 342.82, 2549 nucleotides. RefSeq lists its product as uncharacterized. The record is from RefSeq and is a predicted model, not a curated record. The transcript is spliced from 2 exons. Gene Ontology annotation, molecular function: ATP hydrolysis activity; ATP binding. The coding region runs from base 1 to 2208 and encodes 735 amino acids. Lineage: Eukaryota; Fungi; Ascomycota; Dothideomycetes; Mycosphaerellales; Dissoconiaceae. Gene Ontology annotation, cellular component: mitochondrion; cytoplasm.
AUGGCAGCCAGUAUAGCGACUGGUCUCGCCAUCACCAAUCCACUGGUCAAAUAUAGAGCGCUGGUCGCGACAAAGGCGAUCUCUCCUGAUCCGGGUCAACAUCGUCUCGCGAUCUACCUCUCCAAGCUCUACGACCGUCUCAAAGACUACGAACCCGAAGUCGAAUACGGCCACCGUCUCGACCAACUCGCCCGCGCCAUCCGCGCCCGCGAAACAAGCCGCGAGGGCGAAUCCCUCGCCUCCCGCACAUGGCGCGCAUUCCUCUCCUCGCGCGAACGUCGCGACAGUCUCGCCCUCACCCGUCGUCUCACAUCGCGGGAAUCCGCCCUCCAGAUGAAAUCGCCCAAGGGCCUCAUGCUGCACGGCGAAGUCGGCACCGGGAAAUCCAUGCUCAUCGAUCUAUUCGCGGAUUGUCUUCCCACCCGCAAGAAGCGCCGUUGGCACUUCAAUACGUUCAUGCUCGAGACGUUUGCGAAGUUGGAGGGCCUACGACGGUCCCGGUUAGCGGGGCCGCAAAGACCUGGCGUGUUGGAACCUGAAGACGAUUAUUCGCUGUUGUGGUUGGCGAAGGAUCUGGUGGAGACUAAUCCGAUCAUUUUCCUGGAUGAAUUUCAAAUGCCGGAUCGAGUGGCGAGUAAGAUUCUUACUAAUCUCAUGACGAGUUUCUUUCAUCUUGGUGGUGUGCUCGUCGCGACGAGUAAUCGUAUGCCUGAGGAGUUGGCCAAAGCAGCAGGAAUUGCAUUUGCGCCACCGCCGACAGUGACGCCAGGAUUUGGGUGGGGAUUUGGUGCGCGGAGGAAGGAUUCUGCAAAGUUGAAUCCCGGGUACAACGAAUUUGCAUCCUUUCUGGAGGUCUUGAAGGCGAGGUGUGAAGUCUUGGAGAUGGAAGGCGGAAAAGACUAUCGGAGAAUGGAGAGCGGAACGAUGGCUCCUAAGCGGGACGACUUGGAAGAAGACGACGCAUUAUGGAGAGUGGAUGCACACGAGGAUUUGCAGCAUUCGGCCGGUAUGCCUGGGUGGGCAAUUCCCGAGACUGCGAAGGACACCGCGGCAGAGACUGAGGAAGCUGAGCCGACCGGUCUUAGUGGUGUCCUUCCGACAUACUUCGCGGUUGAUGCGGACCCCGAUUCCCGGGAAGCUUUAGAAGAGUCCAUCAGGAGGAUACUAGGAAGUCCACAAACAGGAGCCAUCACAUGGAUCCCUUCGACCCUCACAAUCUAUGGAAGACAGAUUGAAAUUCCACGGGCAUCUGACGGCAUCGCCAUGUGGAAAUUCUCCGAGCUCUGCAAAACGAAUCUCGGUCCCGCCGACUACAUCUCCCUCGCUUCCACCUACCACACCCUCAUCCUCACCGAAGUCCCAGUCAUGACCUGGCUGAUGAAGAACGAAGCCCGACGCCUAAUCACCCUCCUCGACGCCCUCUACGAAUGUCGAUGCAAGCUCUUCGUCAGCGCCGCCGCCGGGCCCGACGAUAUUUUCUUCCCGGAAGAACAACGCAAAGAUGGCGACAAAACCGGCGACUCCGUCUACUCCGAGACGCUCUCAGAAGUCUACCAGGACGCGACCGCACCCUUCCGUCCCAACAUCCUCUCGCAAAACCCCAACUACGCCGAACCCGAAUCCGAACCGGACUACACCCACGUCCGCCUCGCCGGCCUCCUCAAAGCCGACUCCCUCGAAGACUCGCCUCCGGUCCCGGCUUCGAAGAACACCCUCACCAAGCCCGCUAAUCCCUUCGGCCGCUCCUUCGGCCUGACAGAUUCCGAAAUGGAGCCCCGCCGCCGCGAACGACCCAUCGACACAGGCGACGACACCCGCUUUGCUGCCCCCGCGGCACCAUCCCCAUCAUCACGAAACCCGGAUUUCGGCAAAACCGCCGCCUUCACCGGCGAGGACGAGCGCUUCGCAUAUAAACGCGCCCAGAGCCGUCUUUGGGAGAUGUGCUCGGCGCGCUGGUGGGCCAGGGACGAGAGCGAUUGGCACCGCCCGCUUCCCGUGGAGGCGAGGCGAUGGGAGAGGGCGAUCGAUGACGGCGCUGGCGGUAGAGAUGGAUUGGAGAAGAAGCCGGAGUUGACGGAGAUCAGGGUGGGUCCGAAGACAAUUGAUCAGACUCGCGAUGAGAGGAGUUUCAGGAAGGUGGAGAGAUUCGUUGCUGGUGGGGGUGAUGGUGGUGAUGGUUCUCCGUCGCCUCCUUCUGCUGCUUCGUAGACGGGUGGAUUAUGCGGAGGCUGCUGCAGACAUGGGAAGGAUAUCGGGAUGCACUCCUGCUCGGCGUGAACGGCCGUCGCGCUUCACGAGUGGUCCCCAACUAUUCACCGAACAAGAACCCCACUGCAAGCGUUCAACCCUACUCUCCUCCACUACAUGGUGCUGGUUCCGGCACCGCACCUUUUCUUUCUCUCUCAACCGCUUGAGCAGUACCCCUGCAAACGACGGGGAAUUCCACGGACUUUUGUCUCUCAGCGGCAAAUUUCAGAUAGAGAGCCUCCUUCCCUUCGAAGGCGAAAAUGAUGGGGAAAGGGAGGGGAUGGGGGACGGCAAACUACUCC